UGAAGCCUUUGACCCUUUGCACUGCACGGGUGUGUGUGUAUAUCCAGAUACACCCACGCAUGCAGUCCUCCGGCAUUUGCGAAAAACCUUUGACCCUGCUCAGUGUCACGCAAUGAAAAAUCAAUCAGCCAAUGACUGCAAAACUUUGCGAAGGCGAAGACGAGCCGACUCUGCACUUUCCCCGCCUGUGACGUCAAUGCGGCUGAAUGACCGCUGCUGCGUCAUCUGAUCAAAUUGAACUACUAUCAUCGGGUCUUUAUGUCAUAACAACUUAUUUCUGCCAUCGGUUCCGCUGCCCGUGUCCAUUGUCCGAAACUAACCUUUCACAAGAUCUGACUUCGCAUAUCCAAUCGCUACACUUAGAGAAACGUAAAGCAUUGUAGAAUUUUAAUAAGUAUAUGACACAAAUUGAGUUAUAUAGAGAGAGCUAGAGUGAUGUAUGCAUAGAAAUUGAUAUAUGUAUACUGUAUGCACUUCGUGUUUUCAGUCUUGUUAACAAUGUUUUGAGUAACCUUUGACGUCUGUUCCUUUUCUGAGAAUUUAAAAUCAAUUUCUGGGCUUAAGAGAAUAAUGACUGCGAGAACGACAUAGCCAAGAUUUGAAUCGUUGAGUAAAAAACCGUUGCUUAAUACUAUUUGUCAUACCUCAUUAUUCGUGUGUAUCUACAUUGGUUCGGUACUUUCUUCAUGCUUUCGACCAGGUCACGUUUUGCAGUACCAAACUCCGUCACAUGGGUUGAUUACGAUGUGGACAGCAGUGGAGUUAUCUGCCCUAAUCUGCCCAAUCUCAAGGGUUUCUUUGUUUACAUUUUGUAGAUAUGUAUAGCGUUAGAGGUCUAAGAGACAAAGCAAUUCCCCCAAUCGAAGGUUGCUAGGUUGGUUGACUCAUCCCGAGUGACAAUUGUUGAUAUACUGCGGCGCACUGCAGAUUAAAUUUCACACUGAUGAAUAAUUAGACUAAUGAUAGCAAGUUGCCGCAUCUAAGAUCGUUGCAAGGCCUUCAACAUGAGAUACUUAGAUACCGAAUAGGAUAUCCAACGGCAGCCAUCUGAGCAAACAGCAACCAGAUAGAUGAGCGCUUAAGUUAUUUUUAAUAACUACACGUACUCGACAAAUGAUGCGAAAAUAUUUACUCUUAUGGUGGUUUACUCUUGCUUUUCGGCAAGAAAGAUAUAUUCCUCUGGAACAACAAUCUGAAGUGUGCUGCCAUAAAUCUGAGAAUUGUUAAUUCAGCUGUCAUCUAUCAGCACACAGGUUGCAAAUCAAAUCAGGCGAAGCUUUCUUAUCUCUUUUGCCAGCUUAUCUUGAUGAGCGAACCCAAUACACCUGCUAACGCUCUUCAAAUACUUUUAGAUGUUAAGCUAUCUCUGAAGUCCCCCCUCGUGAUCCUUCGGAGUCGUUGCUUCGUUUGUGACGUUUCACAACUUAUUCACAUUUUUAUAAAUAUUUUUCUGUCCACACAAAAAUCUACAUUCCUCACUUCCAAUGAAAUCCCAUCCGGAGGAAGCUGUCCAACUGGUGAAGGCAUUUGCGAAAUUCGAAUGCAAUGCCCCACACACACGACACAUUUCCGGAAGGCAGUUCGAGUUGCUCUAUUGACAUUGGUUACCAAGAUACAGUCAUCCUGCGCAGCUAUGCUCCUAAGGUGGCAGAGGAUGGUGAGGCGGGGGAAGAGCAAGAAAAGGACCAGGAGAAGAAUGUUGGGCUAACGGAUCUGUUUAUCAAUCCAACUGCCAUAAAUUGCAUCUCCCUUUCUGAACUAAACAUCCAGACUGGCGCAUUCAACACACUGAAAGAGCGUUCUCUGUUCUCAUUGGGCUACUCAACAGCCGGGUUUCUAAAGAAACCGAAAAUCAAUAAGACUCCAAAAAGGAAGGUCAAUUUGUACCAAGAGAUUGUGAGCCUUGUAAAGCGACGUGCCCAGACCAAUUCAGAGGUCACCAUAGGAAAGAAAAGGCAUCCCGUCCACCUGAUGGUCUUACAGAGCUUUUCGCGAAUGUUCCGCGAUAUGGGCAAUGACUUGAGCGUGGACCUGCCUGAAGAGAUGAUAACGCCACGCUCCUUCGGCCUAAUCUACGAAUGGAUGAUCGAAAACAAGCCUAUCCUGCCGCGCCUUGGUCUACUUGAGGUUUUCCACGCUGCCAGUUUUCUGGAGAUUCCACAGUUGAUCAGUCAGUGCAAGUAUUGUUUAGAUCAUGGCUUCACUGAGGACUCCGCUGCAAUGCUAUACUUUGAGGCAAAAAUUCUGAAACUUGAGGUCAUCCAUUUGGAACUUCUUGAGCGCGUCUCAACGUUUUUUCUCACGCUGGUGGCAUCGAAAGAAUUUUUGAAACUGCCCCUAAAAUCAAUGCUCUCGCUAAUCCAAUCGGAUCUGAUAGGCGUGAAUACGGAGCUGGAGGUCUUCAUGGCAGCCGCUCGGUGGCUAAGCCACCACUGGCCUCAAAGACAGGGAAACAUAACGGAUGUUGUAUCCAGUAUACGUUUUGGACUAAUCCCGCCGUGGUUGCUCAUCCGUUUGCAGAAACCGGAUGUCACAUCUGUGGGGGUGGGGAAAAUAGUAGCACAGCCCAUUGUGCGCCAAGCCAUCCAUGAUGGCAUCGCAUACACGACCACGCGACUGUUUUAUGGUUCAGAUCGCGAGGCUUUUAUGCAGUAUUUGCAUAAGACUUGUGUAAAGCCACCCGUGCAACGCACCUGGAUAUACGACCGGAAAUGUCCCUAUCACCAUCGCAUGCAAUGCAGGAACACGUUGGACCUAACCUACGAGGCGUUCCUUGAAUAUCUUAACUACCUGCAACGCCAGCACCGGGAUUACUGGAAGAGUCUGGAACCAGUAGAUAAAAGCAAUGUGUGCUUUAGUUGCCAGGCAAAAAAGUCUGAUUUAACUAAGCCAAACAGUUGAGUUUCCACGUAGUUUGUACAACUUGUUGUUUGUAAAACUUGUAAAAUAUAUAUUUCUACUUGUA
Molecule: messenger RNA, 2965 nt
Organism: Drosophila teissieri
Lineage: Eukaryota; Metazoa; Arthropoda; Insecta; Diptera; Drosophilidae
Exons: 1
Coding region: 1546-2901 (451 amino acids)
Molecular function (GO): protein binding
Source: RefSeq, a predicted model, not a curated record